GCAGCGCGCUGCUCCGGGGACACGCACCGCACCGGACCGGACCGGCACCGGCACCGGCACCGGCACCGGCACCGGACGGCGGCGGGGCCGCAUCGGGGCCGGGCCGGCUCCGCUGCAGCACCGGGCACCCGCGGCUGAGCCGUCGGGGAGUUGCCGAGGAGGAAGAGCCGGUGUGCAGCUCCUCCUCGAGUAUAGGAGGCAAAAAUGGGCCGGAAAAAAAUACAGAUCAGCCGAAUACUGGAUCAGCGGAACCGGCAGGUGACCUUCACCAAGCGGAAAUUCGGGCUGAUGAAGAAGGCAUACGAGCUGAGCGUCCUGUGCGACUGCGAGAUCGCCCUCAUCAUCUUCAACAGCACCAACCGCCUCUUCCAGUACGCCAGCACCGACAUGGACAAGGUGCUGCUCAAGUACACGGAAUACAGCGAGCCCCACGAGAGCCGCACCAACUCCGACAUCCUCGAGACGCUGAAGCGCAAGGGGCUGGGGCUGGAGAGCCACGAGCUGGAGCUGGACGAGGGGCCGGAUCCUGCGGAGAAGGCGCGAAGGCUGAGCGAGGGCAUGGACCUGUCGGUGGCACGACCCAGGUUUUACAGCCCGGCGCCGCUUCCCGAAGCAGCCUACGGCAGCUCCCCGCCGGCUGCCGAUGGAUCCCUGGGCAGCACCAGCGGUUCCCCGCAGGGCCAGGGCCGCCCGUCCACCUUCAAGCCGGCAGUGCCGAAGCCGUCAGGACGCUCGCCGGGACCGCUGCCCCCAGGUAUCGGCUACCCCCUCUUCCCUGCCGGCAGCUUGAACCGAGCCCUGGCCACCAAGACGCCCCCCCCGCUGUACCUGGGGGCAGAGGGCCGGCGUGGCGAAGCCCACGGCAGUUUGGCAAGUGGCCGGAGUGGUGGCAGCGCGGCGCGGCCGCUGUACCCCGCUCUGCAGACCCUGAGCCCCGUGCUCACCCCGGGCAGCACCGGCGCCCCGAGCCACAGCCUCAGCGGCUUCCCCUUCCUCGCCCCAGCCCAAGCGGAGUUUGGGGCUGGCGAGGCCCCGCCACCCCCCGGCUUCCUGCAGCCCGGCCCCACGGCGUGGCAGCACCCACGGGACAUGGCAGCACUGGGGGUCAGCAGCCGGAUCGUCCCCACCGAAGAGCCAGCCCCGGCCCCCGGCACCUCCCCACAGCACCAAGCCAUCAGCAUCAAGUCGGAGCGGGUCUCCCCAGGGCUGGGCUGCCCCUCGGGCACCCCCCACCCCGCCCUGGGCAGCCUGGCCUCCCUGAGCGAAGCCUCCCGAGGCCCCGGAGACCUCCAGCCACGGGAUGACUACGCCAAGGGGUACCCCUACCCCCUGGGACCCCCCCGGCCGCUCGCGGAGGAGCAGCGGAGCCCCGUCCCCACGCGGCGGGCACAGGCCAUGGACACUUGGCAGAGAUAGCGAGGCUGACGGGGUGCAGGGAUUGGGGCUGAGCCUGGGGGAGCAGCCCCCCCAGUUCACCCCCAUCCUCGGACCCCCGGGAAGCCCCCCCGUGCCCUUUGCAACGCUGCCGGGGGAGGUCGGCAGUGCCGCAGGGCUUUCCUGCGGGGUCCUGGUCCCCCAACCUGGGGCUGCAGCUCCCAGCAAACCCCCUCCCCACCCCGGUGCCCCCCACAAGCCGCCAGCCCCCCUUCCCUGCAGCUCUGACCCCCCAGCCCCCUGCAAGGCUGGGAUCCCAUGGGCGAGGAGCGCUACCCCGGUCCCCUGUCCGGUGCCAGACACUGUCCAUCCCCGUCUGUCCGUCUGUCCCUGCGCCAGCAUGUCCCCAGCGAGCGGGAAUGCCUGAGAAGUGCCACGGGGUGGCAGCAGGACUGAGAGCACCAGCAGCGGGUCCAACCCUGCACACCCCUGGCCCAAUCCUGCACCCAGCCCGGGGGGGCUGCCGGGGUCCCACAGCAGGAGGGAGGGAGGGAGGGAUGGAGGGAGGCAGCCAGGGGUGGUGGGCACUGCUCCCCCAGCCCAGGGGCUCUUUUCUAUUUAUUAUCUUCUCACCAAUAAAGAGCUGGGGGUGUUGAGGUGUCUGGUGUGAGCUUCUCGGGGUCAGGCAGCACUGCUCAGGGUGCCUAACGAGGCAGCAGGUCAUUAAUGUCCCCAAGGGGAAACGUCGCCCAUGUCCUGACCCCAUUUAGCUCAGCGCUGCUGGUCCCCCGUGUCCCCCCAGGCUCGGAGCCGCCUCUCCGGGGUCACUGACCA
Grus americana (Whooping crane) is the source of this 2208-nucleotide messenger RNA. RefSeq names its product myocyte enhancer factor 2B (gene MEF2B). Lineage: Eukaryota; Metazoa; Chordata; Aves; Gruiformes; Gruidae. The record is from RefSeq and is a predicted model, not a curated record. Gene Ontology annotation, molecular function: RNA polymerase II cis-regulatory region sequence-specific DNA binding; DNA-binding transcription factor activity, RNA polymerase II-specific; protein dimerization activity. Gene Ontology annotation, biological process: positive regulation of transcription by RNA polymerase II. The transcript has 9 exons. The coding region runs from base 205 to 1416 and encodes 403 amino acids.